UUGUGGGACAACAAGCCUAUAUAUAAUAUAAGUGUCUUCGACACGAUAUGUCUGUCGCACGGUAUCAUAUGCCCAUACCCGCAUAGGUACAUAGACGCGUGGAGCUUGAAGGAUCUUGAAGGAGCCCCGGCCCAGCUCCAGAGCUCCAGCAGCGAACCUGCGCGAGCCUCCCAAUUCAAUUCUCACGUGUGGCGAUGUGUGGCUUGAAUACGUUUCUUAAUCGCUGUCAACGUUUUAAAUCAAUUAACUCUCAAUACAUUAUUAAAAAAUGAGUGAAUAGCACAGAUUCUACUAAGUACCGACUGCGAUCAAGCUGUAUUGUUGUCAUUAAAACAAACACAUUUUCAGCAUAGAAUCAUGGCUGUUUCAAAAAAUGUUUCCUGUGGCCUGGAUUUCUGCUCAGUUCCAGAUUUAAAAGAUUGUUUAUAUGUGGCCAACUGCUCCAAAUAUCAUUUUGUAUGUAUCCCAUUAGUUCACCCUAAUUAUAAGAGAGAAUUUAUUUCUCCUGAAAUCAAACGAAGUGAACCAUGGACUAGAUCUGAUUUAAUACUCUGUAGUUCAGAUUGGAGUACUUUGGUAGUUGGCAAGCUCUCACCACACAUAUACGUUGAUUCAAAAAUCCACUCUGUCGCUAAAAAUAGUGAAGAAACUUUAUUACAAGAACUCGCAUUAGCUUCUCAUUUAGGGUUGGUCGCCAUUACUAUUAAAUUGAAAGGUAAUAUAGAAAACAAUAUGAAUCUUGCCAGAAUAAUGUUUGACAAGCUAUCUACAACGCAGAAUUUUCAGGCUCAAGUAUGGAUACAAGUUCCAAUGGAGAAUCCAAAAAAACAAGCAUACUCUUAUAGAGAGGAUAUUGAUCUUGAUAAAACAGAAAUUGAAAGUACUUGGCAGUGGUGGAAUCAAUUUAGAAUAGUCUGUGAUUAUGACCGAAAACUUAUAGUAGCUUUAAUUGUCAGCAAUGAUCUUCCUGAUGAAGAUGAAAUUACAAGAUGGUUAGGCGAACCAGUAAAAUGUUUGAUUAUACCUACAACAGUAUUCAUUACCAACAAAAAUGGGUUUCCAGUGUUAAGCAAAGCUCAUCAAGCAAUGAUUAGAAAAUUUUGUGCUUUGGACGUUCAAUUUGUCAUUACUGGAGCCAAUCGUCAUCAAAAUAUAAUUCACUAUUACCACUACAUGGACCAUUUGUGGAAGAACUGGCAACCUAAUGGCCCUAUUGAACGUUUUGCGCGAGGAUAUGAAGAUUAUCUUCAGUGCCCCCUACAACCAUUAAUGGACAACUUAGAAUCAGGAACCUACGAAGUUUUUGAAAAAGAUCCGAUCAAGUAUGCAGAAUAUCAAGCUGCUAUUGAGAGUGCAUUAAAAGAUAUAGGAUCAGAAAAGGAAGCAAGGAAUGAGAAAGAUUCAAUAGUUGUUAUGGUUGUUGGAGCUGGACGUGGACCAUUAGUUCGAGCUGCUUUAAAUGCAUCUGCAAAUGCUAAACGUCAGAUAAAAGUCUAUGCAGUUGAAAAAAAUCCUAAUGCAGUUUUAACAUUACAAGCUUUACAACAAGAAAUGUGGGGAGAUGUGGUAACUAUAGUCUCAUCUGAUAUGCGAGAUUGGAACGCACCUGAAAAAGCGGAUAUUCUAGUAUCAGAACUGUUAGGAUCUUUUGGUGAUAAUGAAUUAUCACCGGAAUGUCUUGAUGGAGUUCAAAAGUUUUUAAAAGAUGAUGGAAUAAGUAUACCAUAUUCCUACACUUCUUACAUUGCUCCAGUCCAAUCAUCUAAGCUAUACAAUGAAGUGAAAGGAUGUAGAGAUAAGGACAAACAUUCCUUAGCACACUUUGAAAUGCCUUAUGUUGUUCAUUUUCAAAAUAAGUAUGAUAUUGAUCUUCCACAACCACUUUUCACUUUUAAUCAUCCUAACAAAGAUGCCAAAAUCGAUAAUUCAAGAUAUGGUAAAAACAUAUUCAAAGCAGAACAAGAUUGUGUACUUCAUGGAUUCUCUGGCUACUUUCUUGCAAUUCUAUACAAAAAUAUAAAAAUCAGUAUUGAACCAAGAACUCACAGUCCUAGAAUGUUCAGUUGGUUUCCCAUUUUCUUUCCUAUAAAGGAUCCAGUAAACUUAAAAGCUGGAGAUGAAAUCGUCAGUCACUUUUGGCGGUGUUGCAGUUCGAAGAACGUUUGGUACGAAUGGUCUGUUGAAAAACCAGUACCCAUCCCGAUUCACAAUCCUUGUGGUAGAUCUUCAACCAUAGGAUUGUAAAUAGAGUUAACAUUAUACUAAAAAAACCUUGCAAUAAUGAAUUUAUGAAAAUAUUUAUCUCUUACUAAGGGACAAGUAUUUUUGCGCAGUAAAAAUUGAUUUCUUCGUUGCGUAACCUAACGAGAAAAUGAAAUAAGCAGAUUCGUUUGUGUCAAACGACAUUUGUUUUUGUUAUUACAAGUUUUUGUGAACAUUUGAGAAAUUUCAUAUAUACGAGUUGAUUCUCAAUUUUGUAUCGUUUUCUCAUCGAAACACUAUUCGUACUAAGCUCGAGGCCGUCGGUAUUGUAAAACCUUCCGAUAACACGAUUUCACGGGUUAUCGUUUUUCAUACGCUGCAAUGUAAUCGUUGCGUCGUGACCUAUUAACCUCACGUGAUCUAUAAGAAAGUAAAGAUUCGGCCCAUUAUACAUUUUUAGGUUCUCAUCGCUCAAAACGUUUACUGUUUUAUUUAUCAUUGGCCCAUGCUUUUUUUUGUUCAAAUAUCAAAAAUACUUUAUUAUCCUUGCUUAUGCUGAUCUUACUUAAGUGACGUUUUUGGAGGCGAAAAUAUUGUAAUUUUGUGAAAGAUAGGACAUUUAUUUACUUAUUUUCGUUUUAUUUUGGAAAAGAUUAAAGAAAUUAAUAGAAUUGUAUAAAAAUAAGUUUUGCAUAAAAGCACACGUUUAUUUAAACUUUAUAAUUUCUAAUGCGUAAAACUAUUUUUAUUUAAUAAGACCAAAAAUCGCUAGAUGCAUGGAUGACUUACUUAUAAAUGCAACAACUUGGUUAAAAAUAAAAUGACAAGGAUAUUUUUUAAAUAAAACUACGUAUUUUGAA
Nasonia vitripennis (jewel wasp) is the source of this 3062-nucleotide messenger RNA. RefSeq names its product protein arginine N-methyltransferase 5 (gene csul). The record is from RefSeq and is a predicted model, not a curated record. Gene Ontology annotation, biological process: regulation of DNA-templated transcription; peptidyl-arginine N-methylation. The coding region runs from base 358 to 2244 and encodes 628 amino acids. The transcript has 12 exons. Gene Ontology annotation, cellular component: cytosol; nucleus. NCBI's taxonomy places the organism in Eukaryota, Metazoa, Arthropoda, Insecta, Hymenoptera, Pteromalidae.